AUGAGAGUGGAGCGUAUAUUCGAUGAGUUUGGACACUUCAAAAGGUAGGCUACCAAGAACAAUAAUGACAUUUUCAAAAUAUUUAUUGCGUUGAAUCAGUAUAUCCCUACUAUCAUAAACUAUCAGAAUCUGUCCUGUUCACUCGACCACCCUCCCUAGGUAUAUGAUGACCGUACACCCUCUUAUAGUCAAAAUUGUUAUUUUUUUGAAAUAGCUCUAUGAGGAUUAUGGUUCUAUUUAUGGUUAGCCUACAUAGUAUCCCUAAAUAUGGCAGCCCUUAUAGUAGAUGUUUCUUUCUUUCUCUCUGCAAACAAAAUACAGCAGUUUUCUUCCUUCUUCAAGUUGGUAUGAACUUGCUUUUCGAGAGACGGGUGUGUAGUGCAUUGCAUCAUUGGCGCGUUAAAAUUGUAUAAACAUUCUCUGUUAGAAUAUAUAUAUAUAUAUUUUUCAUUCUCACUAUGUAACCAUAACACUUUAAAUGUGUUUAGGGGACAGAUUGGAGUGGCAGCAAGACUAAACUUUUGAUGGUUGAGUAUUUGCCAUGUAACAAAAUGUGGAAAAAGUCAAGGGAUCUGAAUACUUUCUGAAGGCACUGUACUAGGCGCACUUGAAAUGUUUGGAUUUUUUGCAUAUGGAGAUUUUUUUUGUUGUUAGGCUACUUUAUAAGAAUGCAUGCAUCAAUUAUGUUGGAUAAUAAUGGUUUCAUUCCUUUGAUGCACACUGUAAGACUAACUUCAACAGGAAAACUGUAGAAUGCAGGGUAAAAUACCUUAAAUGUAUUUUACAGAAUUAAUGCUGUAGAUUGCAUGGCAUUAUGGGUAAAAUGCUGAAAAAUACUGUUAUUAACUGUAAUUGGAAGCCUCCUGUAAAAAUUACUCUAACAUACUGCAUUUCUUUACAGUAAUAGCUUAUGCCUACUGUAGAUUCAAAUGUUCAGUUCCAUGCGCCAACAUCAUGUCGGGUGAAAUGCAUGAAGCUCAGACUAUUUUAGUAAAUAUCUUCUUGAAAGGGCAGUGAAAUGGAAUAAUAUUUUCAGCAGCUGCUGACUUCUCUCUCCUGGAUGCUCUCCUGCCCAUUGUGUGUUUAAGCGCCUCUGAACCCCCUUACCCCAAAUAGAUUUGUCCCGAUCAUAGAUCUAGGAUUGUACCCAAUCCCAAUUUUAACUCCAUCUCCAUCUUCCUCUCUCUCUUUGUCUCUCUCCCCCAACACCCACCCCACACACACAGGCACACAAUAUGUUCUGAAUUAGUGUUGUAAUUAUGCUCUUCUUUGGUUACAUACACUUUUUAAAAGUAUUGUUGUUUUUACAGUAUUAUACAAUAAAACUAACAGCUAUUAAUUAUUUACAGUAAAUUGCCGUGAAUCGCAACGCACUCUGGGUGAUUUUAGGAGUAACUGGUCAAUUAUACUGUAAAUUCCAAUGAAACGUUGGUUUAACAGUACAUUACUCUAAAUGAGUACUGUAUUUCAAAUGGUACUGUAAUUCCACCCCACAGAAUACAGUACCCUACCAUAUUUUUGGAGCACCAAAAACCUUUUCACCACUAGUGGGUGCAUGGUAUUUCUGUGCUCAUUAACAUAUAUUUUGAGGCGUGUCUUGUAAGAGGCUACAUUUGUUGCACCCGUGAGUGAGAAUGCUGUACCAAUUUAACUGAUAUGUGGUAGUAGUGCCUCAACAAUUAAAUGUGUUUAAAGAACAGAAUGGAGUGGCAGCAAGACUAAAACUUUUAAUGGUUGAGAAUUUGCCAUGUCCUUGGUCUGUUUUGCAAGUUUGGAAGCUUUUAUUAAAGCUGCGGUAUCUAACUUUGGGGCGACCUGACUAAAUUCACAUAGAAAUGGUUGUUAUAGAUCUGUCAUUCUUAUUGAAAGCAAGUCUAAGAAGCGGUAGAUCUGUUCUAUGUGUGGUAUUUCUAUUCUUUCCGUUCUUAAGUUUCAUUUUUGCGUCUUUUACUUUCGGUUUUGUACACCAGCUUCAAAUAGCUGAAAAUACAAUAUUUUUGGUAAUGGAGAAUAUAGUUCACAGCGGUUUAGAUGGUACGAUGAUUCUCUACACUAUACUUGCUUGUUUUGUCACAUAAACUAACAUUUUAGAGUUUUAGCAACCAGGAAAUGGCUGAGCGAUUUCUGCAUAGUGCAUUUUUACGGUCUCUAAAUGUACAAGUGAUAUUAAACACCAAAUAUUCAUAUUAUUUUUGUAUAUUAUUUAAUAUGCAGUAAUAUGAAAACACAUUACCUAGGAGCCAACCUGCUUGCACCAAUCCCAUGCAAUUACAGUUAAAUACUGUAAAAUACAAACACCUCAAUGAAUUACAUUCAUCCAGUUAUUCAUUAAAUUUAUCGUAAAAAUAUUACAGUAAGAGUAUUGGUACACUAACACUGAUUACCAUAAUAUGCUGUACUGUAAAUUUACAGCAUUAUACUGGCAGCAGAGUUUCCAGCAAAUUACUGUAAUUAUAUAAUACAGCUGUGUUGCUGUAACGAUUACAGUAUAAUUCUGUAUUGUAUAAUACAGCAUUGUUGUUCUUACUGUAAAACAUUUGACAGCAUCCUAACCCAUUCAUAGACGCUAACUAUCUUUAGCACCUAUUGACGAUAGUAUCUUCUGGCUGGGGGAGUUUUGUUGCGAGCCUCGACGCUCGUUCUGAGCGUUAAAACAAAUUGCUUGCGAGAAAACAUAAGGAACAUAUAUUUUAUAUCAGCAAGAAAUAAUAAUGUAAAAAAGGUAAAAUUACUACACACCUUUAUAGGGUUUGGGUUCUAAUAAUAUUAAUAUGCCGUUUAGCAGAAUUUUUUAUCCAAAGCGACUUACAGUCAUGUGUGCAUACAUUUUUACGUAUGGUUAGUGUUCCCACACGGCCAUAUCUCCAUGCUACAGUGCUUGUUUACGGAAGACAGACAGAGGACAUAGGCGGCCACCUGUGCUAAUUAGCUAUCUAGCAUGCUCAGAACACCUGUGUGUAAGCGUAACUUGGGAGGAAGUGUAGUUUGUCAUCUGGAGGCACACACAGCGUAUGGAUCUGUGAAAAGCUGCUACAUUAAGUGUAUAUUUUUUAUUUGAAGGAUUCUUUCUCGCUGAUAUGAAAGAUAAGGGGCAUAUCAGCAUAUGUUUCGAAAACCGUUUUGCAAGUGAUGAUUAUUGACAUUUCUAAAUGUUAAAACACAGCCUCGGAAUUGUAGUUCACACGCAGCCAACCGUGGACAAAGCUAAGCGCUGAAAACCCUACAGAAGGGUUUUCAAGAGCUAACAGCAUCCCUACAGUAAAGCUAAAUUACAGUAUUUAACUGGCAACUUAACUGGUUUUACAGUGCAACUUCCUCAUGUUAUCCUUUUAUUGAACCCCUUGAUUCUCCUCUUCUCUCUCCCUCUCCACCUCCUCUCCGCCUCCUAGGUUCCAGGCAUGUCUGUACUUUGCUGCUGUCUUCCAGGCCAUAGCCUGCGGAAUCCACUACCUGGCCUCUGUGUUCCUCGUGGAGAGGCCAAGCUUCGUCUGCGCUCCGCCCGGUAACAUCACUGACGUCCUGUAUGGGAACCACACUGGUGCCUCUCUAGAGGAGGUGCUACCAUUCUUCAAACCGGCGAACGGGCCCUUGGUGGUGCGAACGGCGGAAGGCAAACAGUGGGAGCUUAGCACCUGCCAGUGCACUCAGCGGAUUAACCCCACAGACUUUACCUACGAGCAGGUCGUCAACAGCACGACGGAAAAGUGUGACGGGAACUACCAUUACGUGUAUGACCACAGUGAGGUGUAUCAGAGCAUCGUGACGGACUGGGACCUGGUGUGUGACAGGGAAUGGCUGGCCAAGCUGUGUCAGCCCACCUUUAUGAUGGGGGUGCUGGUCGGAGCACUGGUGUUCGGGGACAUCGCUGAUAGGUAAGAGUAGCUCUCCCCACCUACCUAAUCCCAAAUAUGGGGAUCAUGUCUGCCCCCUGCAGGGUCCCUGUGCAAUGGAGAACCUUGAUAACUGGAAGGGUGUCGAUGACAAAACAUGGGUGUCAUCAUCAGUGGUGUAGAGCAAUUUGUUUUAUGUGAGGGAGCGCAAAGAAAAAGUAAAUGACAUCAUAAUUUCCUCAAUCAACAUUUGUAUCAACAGAUGUAGCCAAUUGCAUAGCUUAUCAUACUGUAAAAUGCAUCCUCCAAUUGCAAAGUCUGCCUACGCCCACACAUACUGUUUUAUUUUUAAUAAGCUCAAACACCAAGUUAGGCAUAGGCUACCUCAUUUCAAAAUAGGCCAUCAUCACCGUCAAUCGGGAAUGAUAAUUCUUCAAGUUUUACCGGUGAAACAUCCAAACUGCAUUUCCAUGCCAAUCAUUUGAUUGAUCUCAAUUAGUUUCAUGGGAAUAUGCAUUCCUUGAAUUACUGUUUCGUGAGAGAAUUAGAGCAGAUGGUGUUAACAAACUAUUAGCGUUUCUUGUAUUUUGUUUCAAUCAAAGCAUAUAUCCUGCCUAGUGGCACACUGAUGAGUUUUGGCGCAUGAGAAAAAAUUCAACUAUUCAGCUUCAGCUAACCAUCCUAAAAUCUCAUUAGAAAUGAUUAAGUGUUUUUGGUGUAACAGUAACGUUAUAGGCCUACUCUGCUUUGGUAUUAUAUUCGGUUCUGUAAAAUACAAAUGAAUCAUUAUGUGAUCUUGCGAGACAUUGAUUCAGCUUUGAUCUAACUUUACUAAACGAGCACCAUUGUGAGAAGUGAUAAUCUUCUAUUUGUAAUAAUAAUAAUAAGUGAUGAGUAGGACUAUUAGGCGUAGGCAACAGAUCUUAAUGAGAUGUUAUUUUAAGCGAUUGGAGGGCACUUCGUGGUGCUGAAAGGACAGCGCCUGAAUUGUAUAAUGAUGUUAAAGAAAUAGAACCAACUUGUGGUGCUGAAGGAUAGCUGGAGGAACAAGUUCAGGAACAAACAACAAUAAUAUGCAGUAGGCCUAUAGCCUAAUAGGCCUAUGACUACGUGGUAUAGCUGUUUGUAGACUGUAGCCUAAUGUAAAUACAGAUACAUACAGCUUAAAGGGAAACUUCACCGCUAGACACUAUUUGGGAUGAUUUUCCUGUCUCUCUACAUAAAAUAACUACAUGAGAGAACGCCAAGAGUGUGCAAAGCUGUCAUCAAGGCAAAGUAUGUCUAUUUGAAGAAUCUCAAAUAUAAAAUAUAUGUUGAUUUGUUUAACACUUUGUUGGUUACUACAUGAUUCCAUAUGUGUUAUUUUAUAGUUUUGAUGUCUUCACUAUUAUUCUACAAUGUAGAAAAUAGUAAAAAUUAAGAAAAACCCUGGAAUGAGUAGGUGUUCUAAAACGUUUGACCGGUAGUGUACAUGUACAAAAUCUAGCAAUAUCUAUAGCACAAUUCAGUUGUGAGCAUACUAGGCAUUCUAUAUUAUACUACAACAUCAGUCUAACUGAAUAUGGAUUAUGUGCUGGUUGAAUGUUCCAGGCAGGUUCCAGAAUGUUCUUAAGCUGGUGAACAUCUUCUUGUGUUGGGUAAUGGCAGCUGGUUUAGCAAGCUUUGGCGCUGUGGCGAUGUUGGCAGGGAUGUUGGGUUUGGGAGGCUGUGACUCUGGCUCAUUAUAGACAACCAUCUGAUAAUUUCUGCGCUCCACAGCCAGGUUGACAAGCCUCUCGUACACUUUUUUCACCACACACUGCUUCGUCCUCUUGCAGAAUAUUUGUUUGUAUAGCAAGUCUCCUGGAAAUACAUGAAGACUGAUCAUGAGAAUGUGUAAAACAUGAAGACUGAUCAUAUUUAUUUGGUUUGCCAUUCUAUCAUAUUUCAUAACAUUUUAGUGGUAAUUAAUGAUUUAUUUACAAGUUAUCAGAAAUAGUUUUCCAGAAAUAGUUUUACCAGCUCCAGCAGCACUUCAUCCCUGGUCAUCAUUUUACUUUUGGAGUAACUAACAAUACUGUAACAUACCUCUGGAUGAAACGGUCGGUCACUCGGUCGGACAGUCUGUGUAGUGCAGAAGAAGGGUACCCCAUCAGUGCCGUAGCACAGUUUCACAGGCCCCCCACGAGGUCCGAGCAAGGCCCCCCCUUUUGCCAUGGGGCAGAGAGACAAAUGUGCAGUUUUAUAGCUAAUCUCAUGCUAUUUUAAACAUUUUGCCAUGAGGCUGAGAGAAAAUGUUGUUGUUUUAGAGCUAUAUAUUUGACUUAUAUUAACACAAUUUGAAAUAUAUAUUUUGAUAGACCAAAGUAUCAGCUAUCACACCAAGUAAAGGAACAACCUCCUAAUUUUUUUGCAAUUAACUGGAUUUAUGUCAACUCUGUCAGACACCAUAAAAGGUAUUUAAUUUUUACCAUUGUUGUCAAACAAGUGUUUAAAGCCUUGAUUGUUUAAUUUUAACAUUCUACUUAAUACACAUUUCCAAACGUAUUAUGUUUUGUUUUAUAGCACUAUUAAAUGCUCCAGGGCUAAUUUUGUUAGCAUUUUGACAUGUUUUUCUAGAUUUCAAACAUAGAGCAACAUUUAUAAAGCAAACAUCCCUUAGGUCUAUCACAGCAAAUACUGUAUUUCAAUUGUUUAAGCAUGUGUUGCAGAACAGUGAUUACAAUAUUUUUAAACAAUAUUGAAAAAAAAAUAGAUCUUAAGGGUCUUAAGGGUUAGCCAUCAGUGACGUAGUUGACAAGCCACUGACAGAGUUGACAACAGAUAUCACAGCAGACAUAUUUUUGCCUCUAAAAAUAAAAGUUCAAUACACACAUUUGUAAAAUAUGGAAAAUUAUUCAUUUGAAAAUCCCCAAUAAAAACAUAACCAUGCUAGCAGAUCUUUCAGCACUAGUUAGAAAAAAAUCUGACAGAGUUGAUGUUUUACGGAGUUGACAAAACUUGCAUUUUUAUUUUUUAUUCAAGUGGUAUACAUAUAGCAAAUAAUAUUUUCCUCAGUUGCUUUAUGACUCUAAAACCUAAUUAAAUGUAACAUAUUUGAACCAAAAUUCAUAUUGUAUUCUAAUCUAUCAGGCGGAUGGAGUUGACAGUUUAUGGUUGUGACCAUGGUGAUUCCAAUAUUGUUUGUUUAAAUCUAUCAAAAGUAGAGAACUUUACAAACGAUGAGUGAUCUUGUUGCACUACAUGUAAUGAAGAGGGUCCUUAUGGUAUACAGUGCAUUCGGAAAGUAUUCAGACCCCUUGACUUUUUCCACAUUUUGUUACAUUACAGCCUUAAUGUAAAAUUGAUUAAAUUGUUUUUUCACUCAUCUAUCUACACACAAUACCCCAUAAUGAUCAAGCAAAAACAGUUUUUUUUGCAAAUGUAUUGAAAAAAAAAAAGUAAAUAUCACAUUUCCAUAAUUAUUCAGACCCUUUACUCAGUACUUUGUUAAAGCACCUUUGGCAGCGAUUACAGCAUUGUGUCUUCUUGGGUAUGACGCUACAAGCUUGGCACACCUGUAUUUGGGGAGUUUCUCCCAUUCCUCUCUGCAGAUCCUCUCAAGCUCUGUCAGGUUGGAUGGGGAGCGUCGCUGCACAGCUAUUUUCAGGUCUCUCCAGAGAUGUUCGAUCGGGUUCAAGUCCAGGCUCUGGCUUGGCCACUCAAGGACAUUCAGAACUUGUCCCGAAGCCACCCCUGCAUUGUCUUGGCUGUGUGCUCAUGGUCGUUGUCCUGUUGGAAGGUGAACCCACCCCAGUCUGAGGUCUUGAGUGCUCUGGAGCAGGUUUUCAUCAAGGAUCUCACUGUACUUUGCUCCAUUCAUCUUUGCCUCGAUCCUGACUAGUCUCCCAGUCCCUGCCGCUGAAAAACAUCCCCACAGCAUGAUGCUGCCACCACCAUGCUCCACCGUAGGGAUGGUGCCAGGUUUCCUCCAGACGUGACGCUUGGCAUUCAGGCCAAAGAGUUCAAUCUUGGUUUUAUCAGACCAGAGAAUCAUGUUUCUCAUGGUCUGAGAGUCCUUAGGUGCCUUUUGGCAAACUCCCUGACCAAGGGCCUUCUCCCCCUGAUUUCUCAGUUUGGCCGGGCGGCCAGCUCUGGGAAGAGUCUUGGUGGUUCCAAACAUCUUCCAUUUAAGGGGACCUUCAAUGCUGCAGAAAUUUUUUGGUACUCUUCCCCAGAUCUGUGGCUCAACACAAUCCUGUCUUGGAGCUCUACGGACAAUUCCUUUGACCUCAUGGCUUGGUUUUUGCUCUGACAUGCAUUGUCAACUGUGGGACCUUAUAUAGAAAGGUGUGUGCCUUUCCAAAUCAUGUCCAAUCAAUUGAAUUUACCACAGGUCAAGUUGUAGAAAGAUCUCAAGGAUGAUUAAUGGAAACAGGAUGCAUCUGAGCUCGAUUUCGAGUCUCAUAGCAAAGGGUCUGAAUACUUAUGUAAAUAAGGUAUUUCAGUUUUUUAUUUAUAAUAAAUUAGAAAACAAUUCUAAAAACCUGUUUUCGCUUUGUCAUUAUGGGGUAUUGUGUGUAGAUUGAUGAGGAAAGAAAUUAAUGUAAUCCAUUUUAGAAUAAGGCUGUAACGUAACAACAUGUGGAAAAAGUCGAGGGGUAUGAAUACUUUCUGAAUGCACUGUAUCUGACCCUGCUCAUUCCCGAUUAAUUUAGGAUUCUGAUGGAGUCAACCAAAUUUCCGGACACAUCUUUUAGUAAUCAAUGUUUUGAGAAAAAUAUUAUUUAAAGUCACAGAGGGCUAUUGCAAGAAACUACAUACGAUAAUUAUUCAGUUAAUAUCAAUUUUUGCCAGUUUUUAGAAAACUCUUUUGGAGAGUUUGAAAUUGGGAUCUUUGCUCCGGAGAAUGGCAUUUCCAGACAUAGAGCAAACAUGGGAAUUAAUAAUAUCGAAAGUAUCUAGAAAAUACUAUAAACAUAAAGUUUCCCUGCCAGACAAGCACAAGGAGCAUAGAGAUGUAGUGAGCGGUGAUGAGUGAGGGGAAGAGGGAUACAGGGAUGGUAUGGAGGUCUGUUGCAAGCUAUGAGCGCAGAGUUUAUGGGUGAGGGGAGAGGGGUGAUGAUUGAGGGGAAGAUAGAGCGAUAGAUGGUAUGGAAGUCUAUUUUAAGUAAUGAGUGGUAUAUGAGGAGUGCCGAGGUUAUGGGUGAGGGGAGAGGGGUGAGAGGUGACCGUUGAGUAAGGAGGGGUGAAGAGGAUAUAGGUGAGGGGUUAGGGGUGAGGGUUUAUUCUCAGCAGGUCCUUAGAACAUCCUUGUUUCUCAAACACGAAACAGGCGAACAGAGUGUGAGAGUGUGUGUUUGGAUAGCAGUGAGUGUGUGCCAGUUCAGAGAGUUGUUCCCGUCAAGACUCUUGGGACAGUGGGGACAUAUCAAGUCACCUGGCAGGCUAACAUCCAGUUGUCCAGCAGGGGAGGAGAGGCCUGCCAAGGCCAGUGGAGGUCCAUGGGUCUAGCUAGGGUCUGGGUCUGGGUGUCCUUUGUCCAGAGAAUAGGGCACUCAGUUGAACCCCUCAUGCCCACAAACCCAAAGCGUUUGCUGGGUUGAGGAGAGAUGGUGUGUCCCACUCCCUACUGUAUCAUCAUGGGCUGCUGGAUAGUUUGAAUGUCUAUUUCAAGCCUGGCCUCAGAGCCAUACGAAAUAUACUUUACGUAUUUCUGAGCACCUCCAAGAUGUAUGAUACCUAUUAAUGGUCUAGUUACUUGAGACAGAAAUGAAAGUAGGGUGGUUGGUCGGGGAAGAUGGGUGGGCAUAAUCCGCGACAGUCUAGUAGGGAGGUUGGUAGGGUAGGAUGGGUGGGCGUAAUCCGCGACAGUCUAGCAAUCUAAAGGUUGCAUGUUCCAGUCAUGUCGGGGACAACUGUAGCAUUUUAGCUAACCGUUCCCCUAACACUUAUUUGAAACUUAACCCAAUUCACCUAAACUGCUACGUAAAUUCACCUAACCUUUGUCGUUUUAGUUUUCUAAACCUUUGUCGUAACCGCCAACAUAUAUUCUCCCCGUAAUUAUCCUUUUGUUACUGCGCAAUAAGCAACCUGGUCUCAGAUAAAGACAUGCAAUACUAUACAUUCUCCAAAAUGUAUGACUAGGUAAGUCAUCCAAUUCUUAUGCUAUUGUACGACCGGGUAAACCGUAUGACACUAGACGUCCUCUAAUUCUUAUAUAUAGUAUAGCAUAGCAUUAUAAGACUACAUCCUUUGUAUUCAGUGGAACUAAACAAACUGCUACUUUCAGACUCACACACUGGGGCAGUAUGCAUGCAUCAUCAGCCAACUUGUUCAUUGAUUUGUUUUAUUUGGUCUGGAGUCACAUGCAAAUCACAUACUCAUUCACACAAACACCUAUAAACUCAGCAACUCCUGUUGUGUAGUGAUACUAGCGAUGUGAAAUUUCAACCCAAACUGCUCCCAGGGCUGCUGCUCCCAGCUUGUGUCUACCAGUAUUUCAACCAAUAUUUGUUCUGGAUCAAUGCCAUGAGUCACGUGCAGACACAAACCUUCUAUGUGGCAAUGUGCAAUUCCCAGUCAACAAUACAAUGCUCCUUAUUUAUAUUUUAGCAGAGGAGCAAUUAUGGUUAAGUGCCUUGCUCAAGGGCACAUCGCCAGAUUCUUCACCUAGUCAGCUCAGGGAUUCAAACCAGCGACCUUUCGGUUACUGGCCCAAUGCUCUUAACUACUAGGCUACCUGCCACCCAAGGUAUUAUUUCACUCAUCAUAUGAGCUUGUGUGACAUUAAACCGUUUUCUCUCAACUCUUCCCAUGUCGUCAGCUACAGUAAAUAGCAGAGGGCCUCUUCUGAAAAUACAGGAAGUAUGUCAUUAAAACCUAUGGCUCCCCACAAAAUAAACUCAGCAAAAAAAGAAACGUCCCUUUUUCAGGACCCUGUCUUUCAAAGAUAAUUCGUAAAAAUCAGAAUAACUUCACAGAUCUUCAUUGUAAAGGGUUUAAACACUGUCUCCCAUGCUUGUUCAAUGAACCAUAAACAAUUAAUGAACAUGCACCAGUGGAACGGUCGUUAAGACACUAACAGCUUACAGACGGUAGGCAAUUAAGGUCACAGUUAUGAAAACUUAGGACACUGACUCUGAAAAACACCAAAAGAAAGAUGCCCAGGGUCCUUGCUCAUCUGCGUGAAUGUGCCUUAGGCAUGCUGCAAGGAGGCUUGAGGACUGCAGAUGUGGCCAGGGCAAUAAAUUGCAAUGUCCGUACUGUGAGACGCCUAAGACAGCGCUACAGGGAGACAGGACGGACAGCUGAUCGUCCUCGCAGCGGCAGACCACGCGUAACAACACCUGCACAGGAUCAGUACAUCCGAACAUCACACCUGCGGGACAGGUACAGGAUGGCAACAACAACUGCCCGAGUUACACCAGGAAUGCACAAUCCCUCCAUCAGUGCUCAGACUGCCCGCAAUAUGCUGAGAGAGGCUGGACUGAAGGCUUGUAGGCCUGUUGUAAGGCAGGUCCUCACCAGACAUCACCGGAAACUACGUCGCCUAUGGGCACAAACCCACCGUCGCUGGACCAGACAGGACUGGUAAAAAGUGCUCUUCACUGAGGAGUCGCAGUUUUGUCUCACUAGGGGUGAUGGUCGGAUUCACAUUUGUCGUCGAAGGAAUGAGCGUUACACCGAGGCCUGUACUCUGGAGCGAGAACGAUUUGGAGGUGGUGGGUCCGUCAUGGUCUGGGGCGGUGUGUCACAGCAUCAUCGGACUGGGCUUGUUGUCAUUGCAGGCAAUCUCAACGCUGUGCGUUACAGGGAAGACAUCCUCCUCCCUCAUGUAGGCUCAUCCUGACAUGACCCUCCAGCUUGACAAUGCCAUCAGUGUCACGAUCGUCAUACACAGAGGACCAAGGCGCAGCGUGGAAUGCGAACAUACUUUUAAUUUGAAUGAUCACACGAACAAAACAACAAACGAUACGAAACGUGAAGUCCUUGGUUACAAUACAAACCAUACGGAACAAGAUCCCACAACACACUGUGGAAAACAGGCUGCCUAAGUAUGGUUCCCAAUCAGAGACAACAAGCAACAGCUGAUACACGUUGCCUCUGAUUGAGAACCACACCGGCCAACAUAGAAACAAAUGAACUAGAAUAUAACCCUAGCACACAAAACACAUAGAAACAACACACCCUGGCUCAACAUAACAGAGUCCCAGAGCCAGGGCGUGACAAUCAGCCAUACUGCUCGUUCUGUGCGUGAUUUCCUGCAAGACAGGAAUGUCAGUGUUCUGCCAUGGCCAGCGAAGAGCCCAGAUCUCAAUCCCAUUGAGCACGUCUGGGACCUGUUGGAUCGGAGGGUGAGGGCUAGGGCCAUUCCCCCCAGAAAUGUCCUGUCAUAGUCCCGUGUAGCUCAGUUGGUAGAGCAUGGCGUUUGCAACGCCAGGGUUGUGGGUUCGUUUCCCACGGGGGACCAGUAUGAAAAUGUAUGCACUCACUAACUGUAAGUCGCUCUGGAUAAAAGCGUCUGCUAAAUGACUAAAAUGUAAAUGUAAAUGUCCGGGAACUUGCAGGUGCCUUGGUGGAAGAGUGGGGUAAUAUCUCACAGCAAGAACGGGCAGCUGGUGGCCACAUUAUUGACCCCCCCUUUGUUCAGGGCCACAUUAUUUCAUUUCUGUUAGUCACAUGUCUGUGGAACUUGUUCAGUUUAUGUCUCAGUUGUUGAAUCUUGUUAUGUUCAUACAAAUAUUUACACAUGUUAAGUUAGCUGAAAAUAUACGCAGUUGACAGUGAGAGGACGUUUCUUUUUUUGCUGAGUUUACUAUAAGUGUGUACUAUGGUAGGAAUACUAUAAUAUUCACUGUGGUGUUUUAGCUGACUUUACUGUACGUUUCACUGCGGCAAAAACACUACAGUAAAUAUUGUAGUAUACUGUAGUAUUUACAGUUUACUAUAGUAUAAAUACUGUUGUAAAAAAAUAGUAGUAUAUACAAUAGUAAUUACUAUAGUGUUUUUGCCGACUGUAGUAUACUGUAGCAUUUCAUUAUAUUGUGUAGCAUGCUGUAUCAUAAAUAAACUUUGAAUUGAUUAGCUUAACACAUGGUUACAAUAUGCCCUAUUACAGAAUAAAAGAAAACAGAGAGGUGAACUAUCAAUUCAUAUCAUUUAUUUGCAUAGAUUAAACAUGCUAUCAAAUCAAUUGACCAAGUAGUGAACAUAAAUCAUUACUACGUAGAAUUUGUUUUAAAACGACCAUAAAAUCAAGCUUUUGGUGUGGUGUAUUCAUGUACUGUAGUAUUUACUGUAGUGUUUUUGUGGACUGCAGCAUACUGUAGUAUUUACUAUAGUGUUUUUUAGGGACAUUGUAUUAUCUUUGACAUAGAAGUUGGGGGUAUCUCCUUGAGGAACGCUACGGGAGAAAUACUAAAAUAAAUUGUAUUCCAUAACCUGUAGGUAGGUAGGUAGGUUGGUAGGUAGGACUGUGUGCUGAACAGAGUUAUACUGUAACCUGUAGGGAACACAAUAUAUGGUCUAUACUUGGCAUGUAGGUUUCUUACUUACGGGUGGCACAAAUUGGGAUAUGGGGGAGGGGAAUGGACAGGGUAUAUGCAAAUUGAAUACUGUAGUAUUUGCUAUAGUAAAACAAUUUAACAUGUUUUUUUGUGUGGAUAAAACUGUAGUAUUUACUAUAGUAUAUUACAGUAUACUACACAAUUCUAUACUAAGUACUACACAUGAUCAAGGGAUAUCACCGUGUGUAGUAUAGUAUUCUACAGUAUACUAUAGUUUACUACAAAAUUCUAUAGUAAGUACUGUAGUAUUCUAUAGUAAACUGUAGUAUUUUUUAAAAUGUGGAUUAGUCAAUGAGUAUGACAGUCAACCACAACACAGGCCUUUGUUCAACUAUUCAAAUAUAGACCCUAACAAGAAAUCCGAACUUUUCUCCCUCCCUGUCCCUAUCCCUGUCUCUAUCCCUGUCUCUCUCUCUCUACAUUUCUCUCUCUCAGGGUUGGCAGACGGAGGGUCCUGAUGAUCACCAGCCUCUGCCAGUUUGUGUUUGGUGUAAGCGUGGCAUUCACGGGAAACUACUACCUAUUUAUGGUCAUCCGCUUCCUGCUCGCCAUGGUAAGUGUGUGUGUGUGUGUGUGUGUGUGCGUGUGUGUGUGCGUGUGUUUGUGUGUUUGUGUGUGUGUGUGUGUGUGUGUGUGCGCGCGUGUAAGAGCCUAAUUAUAAACACAUGUGGAGUGAAAUGUAGUGUAAGGAAUGCAGGAUGACGUAAGGAGACACUCAAUGAAAUAAUAUUUUAUGGCCAAAUCCAAACUUGAGACAUGCACUUUACUUGAAAUCUCAGAAUAAUCUCCCAUAAACAUACAGUAAUUGUAUGCUGAAUGUAGAAGUUGUGGAUUAUUAGUGCACAUCUCAAGUUGGUAGCAGUUAUAUACAUUAGUUAGUAUUCAUCCAGUAUUUGUAUUUGUUAGUAUUUGAUUAUGUGCCUAAGAGGAAUAUCAGGUCGUACUAGCCCUAUGUUGUGCCUCUCUCUCUCUCUCUCUCUCUCUCUCUCUCUCUCUCUCUCUCUCUCUCUCUCUCUCCUCUCUCUCCUCUCUCUCUCUCUCUCCUCUCCUCUCUCCUCCUCUCUCUCUCUCUCUCUCUCUCUCUCUCUCUCUCUCUCUCUCUCUCUCUCUCAAUUCAAGGGGCUUUAUUGGCCUUGGUCAGGGAGGUUAUAAACAAAAGUGAAAUAAACACUCACUCUCUCUAUGUCUCUCUCUCUCUCUUUACGUUUUAAUUUCUCCCUUCCACCUCUGCCCUGAGCAGAAGUCCUACAGCUGUUGCUUUUCACUAAGGCAAAAUGUACAGUGCCCUCUGUAAGUAUUGGGACAGUGAAGCAUUUUUUCUUCUUUUGGCUCUAUACUUCAAAAGUUUGGAUUUUAAAUCAAACAAUGACUAUGAGGUUAAUGAUGAUUGACAAAGUUACAGAUACACAAAUCAUACCCCCAAGAAAUGCUAACCUCUCACCAUUACAAUAACAGAGGAGGUUAGCAUUUUGGGGGGGGUAUGAUAUUUGUGCGUCUGUAACUUUGUCAACCAUCAUUAUUCACGAUUCAUUCAGGAUUAUCCGUAAUCAUGGUAGCAUCCACAUUAAUGUAGAAGUGUUUAGAAACAUAUUAUAUUCUUAUUUACAAUAAAAGUGACUCCAAAAUGACACAAUACAUUAUUUACCAUUAAUUUCUAUUGGGUACAAAAUAAUCUGAAACACAACCAAAACAAACAGCAAAUGCAUCCAACAAAUUUGUAGAGUCAGAAGCUUGAUGUAGCUAUUGUAUGCUGUGAGUAUGGGACCAAAUACUUACAUUUUUAUUACUUUAAUACACAUAUAACUGAAUUUGUCCCAAUACUUUUGCGGCCCUAAAAUGUGGGGACUAUGUACAAAAACUGCUUUAAUUUCUAAACAGUUCACCUGAUAUGGAUGAAAUACCCUCAAAUUAAAGCUGCUUGGACGUCAUUGUCCUGUUGGAAGGUGAACCUUCGCCCCAGUCUGAGGUCCUGAGCGCUCUGGAGCAGGUUUUAAUCAAGGAUCUCUGUACUUUGCUCCGUUCAUAUUUCCCUCGAUCCUGACUAGUCUCCCAGUCCCUGCCGCUGAAAAACAUCCCCACAGCAUGAUGCUGCCACCACCAUGCUUCACCGUAGGGAUGGUGACAGGUUUCCUCCAGACGUGACACUUGGCAUUCAAUCUUGGUUUCAUCAGACGAGAGAAUCUUGUUUCUCAUAAUCUGAGAGUCCUUUAGGUGCCCUUUGGCAAACUCCAAGCGGUCUGACAUGUGCCUUUUACUGAGGAGUGGCUUCCGUCUGGCCACUCUACCAUAAAAGCCUGAUUAGUGGAGUGCUGCAAAGAUGAUUGUCCUUCUGGAAGGUUCUCCAUGCUCUGGACACUACGCUGACAGACACAGCAAACCUUCUUGCCACAGCUCGCAUUGAUGUGCCAUCCUGGAUGAGCUUCACAACCUGAGCCACUUGUGUGGGUUGUAGACUCCGUCUCAUGCUACCACUAGAGUGAAAGCACCGCCAGCAUUCAAAAGUGACCAAAACAUCAGCCAGGAAGCAUAGGAACUGAGAAGUGGUCUGUGUUCACCACCUGCAGAACCACUUCUUUAUUGGGGGUGUUUUGCUAAUUGCCUAUAAUUUCCACCUGUUGUCUUUUCCAUUUGUACAACAUCAUGUGAAAUGUAUUGUCAAUCAGUGUUGCUUCCUAAAUGGACAGUUUGAUUUCACAGAAGUGUGAUUGACUUGGAGUUACAUUGUGUUGUUUAAGUGUUCCUUUUAUUUUUUUGAGCAGUGUACUUUUUAUGGACACAGUCAAUUUUACAGGUGUGUCCAAACUUUUGACUGGUACUGUAUAUACAGUUGAAGUCAGAAGUUUACAUACACUUAGGUUGGAGUCAUUAAAACUUGUUUUUCAACCACUAUAACUAUAGUUUUGACAAGUCGGUUAGGAUGCUGCCACCCCCGUGCUUCAUGGUUGGGAUGUUGUUCUUCAGCUUCCAAGCCCCCCUUUUUCCUCCAAACAUAACAAUGGUCAUUAUGGCCAAACAGUUCUAUUUUUGUUUAAUCAGACCAGAGGACAUUUCUCCAAAAAGUACGAUCUUUGUCCCCAUGUGCAGUUGCAAACCGUAGUCUGGCUUUUUUUAUGGCGGUUUUGGAGCAGUGGCUUCUUCCUUGCUGAGCGGCCUUUCAGGUUAUGUCGAUAUAGGACUAGUUUUACUGUGGAUAUAGAUAUGUACCUGUUUCCUCCAGCAUCUUCACAAGGUCCUUUGCUGUUGUUCUGGGAUUGAUUUGCAGUUUUCGCACCAAAGUACAUUCAUCUCUAGGAGACAGAACGCGUCUCUUUCCUGAGCGGUAUGACCGCUGCAUGGUCCGAUGGUAUUUAUACUUGCGUACUAUUUUUUGUACAGAUGAACGUGGUACCUUCAGGCUUUUGGAUAUUGCAGCUUUCCACUACAUGUUAGAAUAUUGCUGCUAGGACUUGCUUCCAUUCAGCCACAAGAGCAUUAGUGAGGUGGGGCACUGAUGUUGGGCGAUUAGGCCUGGGUCGCAGUUUCAAUUCAUCCCAAAGGUGUUCAAUGGGGUUAAGGUCAGGGCUCUGUGCAGGCCAGUGAAGUUCUUCCACACCGAUAUCGACAAACCAUUUCUGUAUGGACCUUCCCCAAACUGUUGCAACAAAGUUGGAAGCACAGAACCGUCUAGAAUGUCAUUGUAUGCUGUAGCAUUAAGAUUUCCCUUCACUGGAACUGAGUGGCCUAGUCCGAACCAUGAAUAAUAGCCCCAGACAGUUGGCACUAUGCAUUCGGGCAGGUAGCGUUCUCCUGGCAUCCGCCAAACCCAGAUUCGUCCGUCAGACUGCCAGAUGGUGUGAUUCAUCACUCCAGAGAAUGUGUUUCCACUGCUCCAGAGUGAAAUUGUGACUCCAGCUGAUGCUUGGCAUUGCGCAUGGUGAUCUUAGACUUGUGUGCGGCUGCUCGGCAAUGGAAACCCAUUUCAUGAAGCUUCCAACAAAUAGUUUUUGUGAUGACUUUGCUUCCAGAGAUGGUUUGGAACUCAUUAGUGAUUGUUGCAACCGAGGAAAUACUUUUUUACUCGCUUCGCGCUUCAGCACUCUUCGGUCUUGUUCUGUGAGCUUGUGUUAGCUUGCCUACCACUUCGCGGCUGAGCCGCUGUUGCUCCUAGACGUUUCCACUGCACAAUAACAGGACUUACAGUUGACCGGGGCAGCUCUAGCAGGGCAGAAAUUUGACGAACUGACUUGUUGGAAAGGUGGCAUCCUAUGAUGGUGCCAUGUUGAAGGUAACUUUGCUCUUCAGUAAGGCCAUUUUACUGCCAAUGUUUGGCUAUAUAGAUUACAUGGCUGUGUACUCGAUUUUAUACACUUGUCAGCAACGGGUGUGGCUGAAAUAGCCAAAUCCACUAAUUUGAAAGGGUGUCCACAUACUUUUGUAUAUAUAUAUAUAUAUAUAUAUAUAUAUAUAUAUAUAUAUAUAUAUAUAUAUAUAUAUAUAUAUAUACUGUAUGUGAUGGGAUGUAUAGACAUUAUGGACAGUAUGUGGAUAGAAUAUGUAGUAUAUCUGUAGGAUAGGUAGGAUAUAAUAGUAUAUACAGUAUACAGCAAUAGUUGAAUAGGAUAGCAUUGACUAGACUACAGUAUAUACAGUGGGGGAAAAAAGUAUUUAGUCAGCCACCAAUUGUGCAAGUUCUCCCACUUAAAAAGAUGAGAGAGGCCUGUAAUUUUCAUCAUAUGUACACGUCAACUAUGACAGACAAAAUUAGAAAAAAUCCAGAAAAUCACAUUGUAGGAUUUUUAAUGAAUUUAUUUGCAAAUUAUGGUGGAAAAUAAGUAUUUGGUCAAUAACAAAAGUUUCUCAAUACUUUGUUAUAUACCCUUUGUUGGCAAUGACACAGGUCAAACGUUUCUGUAAGUCUUCACAAGGUUUUCACACACUGUUGCUGGUAUUUUGGCCCAUUCCUCCAUGCAGAUCUCCUCUAGAGCAGUGAUGUUUUGGGGCUGUCGCUGGGCAACACGGACUUUCAACUCCCUCCAAAGAUUUUCUAUGAUGUUGAGAUCUGGAGACUGGCUAGGCCACUCCAGGACCUUGAAAUGCUUCUUACGAAGCCACUCCUUCGUUGCCCGGGCGGUGUUUUGGGAUCAUUGUCAUGCUGAAAGACCCAGCCACGUUUCAUCUUCAAUGCCCUUGCUGAUGGAAGGAGGUUUUCACUCAAAAUCUCACGAUACAUGGCCCCAUUCAUUCUUUCCUUUACACGGAUCAGUUUUCCUGGUCCCUUUGCAGAAAAACAGCCCCAAAGCAUGAUGUUUCCACCCCCAUGCUUCACAGUAGGUAUGAUGUUCUUUGGAUGCAACUCAGCAUUCUUUGUCCUCCAAACACGACGAGUUGAGUUUUUACCAAAAAGUUAUAUUUUGGUUUCAUCUGACCAUAUGACAUUCUCCCAAUCCUCUUCUGGAUCAUCCAAAUGCACUCUAGCAAACUUCAGACCGGCCUGGACAUAUACUGGCUUAAGCAGGGGGACACGUCUGGCACUGCAGGAUUUGAGUCCCUGGCGGCGUAGUGUGUUACUGAUGGUAGGCUUUGUUACUUUGGUCCCAGCUCUCUGCAGGUCAUUCACUAGGUCCCCCCGUGUGGUUCUGGGAUUUUUGCUCACCGUUCUUGUGAUCAUUUUGACCCCACGGGGUGAGAUCUUGCGUGGAGCCCCAGAUCGAGGGAGAUUAUCAGUGGUCUUGUAUGUCUUCCAUUUCCUAAUAAUUGCUCCCACAGUUGAUUUCUUCAAACCAAGCUGCUUACCUAUUGCAGAUUCAGUCUUCCCAGCCUGGUGCAGGUCUACAAUUUUGUUUCUGGUGUCCUUUGACAGCUAUUUGGUCUUGGCCAUAGUGGAGUUUGGAGUGUGACUUGUUUGAGGUUGUGGACAGGUGUCUUUUGUACUGAUAACAAGUUCAAACAGGUGCCAUUAAUACAGGUAACGAGUGGAGGACAGAGGAGCCUCUUAAAGAAGAAGUUACAGGUCUGUGAGAGCCAUAAAUCUUGCUUGUUUGUAGGUGACCAAAUACUUAUUUUCCACCAUAAUUAGCAAAUAAAUUCAUAAAAAAUCCUACAAUGUGAUUUUCUGGAGAAAAAAAAUCUCAAUUUGUCUGUCAUAGUUGACGUGUACCUAUGAUGAAAAUUACAGGCCUCUCUCAUCUUUUAAAGUGGGAGAACUUGCACAAUUGGUGGCUGACUAAAUACUUUUUUCCCCCACUCUACAUAUGAAAUGAGUAAAACAGAAUUUAAGCAUUAUUCAAGUGACCAGUGUUCCAUUAUUAAAGUGGCCAGUGAUUCCAUGUGUAUGUACAUAAGGCAGCAGCAUCUAAGGUUCAGGGUUGAGUAACCGGGUGGUAGCCGGCUAGUGACAGUGACUAAGUUCAGGGCAGGGUACUGGGAGGAGGCCGGCUGGUGAUGGCUAUUUAACCGUCUGAUGGCCUUGAGAUAGAAGAUGUUUUUCAGUCUCUCUGUCCCAGCUUUGUUGCACCUGUACUGACCUCGCCUUCUGGAUGAUAGCGGGAUGAACAGGCUGUGGCGCGGGUGGUUGAUGUCCUUAAUGAUCUUUUUGGCCUUCCUGUGACAUCUGGUGCUGUAGGUGUCCUGGAGGGCAGGCAGUGUGCCCCCGGUGAUGCCCCCCUCUGGAGAGCCCUGCGGUUGAGGGCAGUGCAGUUGUCGUACCAGGCGGUGAUACAGCUCGACAGAUUGCUCUCGAUGGUGCAUCUGUAAAAGUUUGUGAGGGUUUUAGGGGCCAUGCUGAAUUUCUUCAGCCUUCUGAGGUUGAAGAGGCGCUAUUGCGCCUUCUUCACCACACUGUCUGUGUGGGUGGACCAUUUCAGAUGAUCAGUAAUGUGUACACUGAGGAACUUGAAGCUUUUCACCUUCUCCACUGUGGCCCUGUAGAGGUCGAGUGGAGGUGCUGUUUCCUACCUUCACCACCUGGGGGCGGCCCGUCAGGAAGUCCAGGACCCAGUUGCACAGGGCGGGGUUCAGACCCAGGGCCCCGAGCUUAAUGAUGAGCUUGGAGGGUCUUAUGGUGUUGAAGUCUGAGCUGUAGUCAAUGAACAGCAUUCUUACAUAGGUAUUCCUCUUGUCCAGAUGGGAUAGGGCAGUGCGAUGGCGAUUGCAUCGUCUUUCGAUCUAUUGGGGUGGUAUACAACUAGAAGUGGGUCUAGUGUGUCAGGUAAGGUGGAGGUGAUAUGAUCCUUAACUAGCCUCUCAAAGCACUUCAUGAUGAUAGAAGUGAGUGCUACGAGGCGAUGGUCGUUUAGUUACCUUUGCUUUCUUGGGUACAGGAGCAAUGGUGGACAUCUUGAAGCAAGUGGGGACAGCAGACUGGGAUAGGGAGAUAUUGAAUAUGUCCGUAAACAUGUUUGCGCAUGCUCCUGUGUGUGCCCAGUGGGUGCGUUGUAGUCACAUGCCUCUGUGGGCCAGCCCUAUUGAAGAAUAGCUGAUCAUCAGCAGAAUAGCUCAUGGAAGAGCUACACAUAUGAUCACGUUUAAAAUACCUUUUUGAAAACAAAAAGCAUAACCAAAAGAAAAUGUCGUGACAAUGUGACUGUGUGCAUGUGUGUAAAUAUUUACUGUAUGUGUAUAGGUCUAUGGACUGUAUGUGUUUGUAUGAGUGUCUUCCUCUCUCCAUCUGGAUGCAAAGCAGUCAGCCUUAGAUAAUGUUGAUAUGGCUAGCCUGGGCUAGUAUCUGGGUCAUUCUAAUUGAUCUACAGUAGAUUCUAACUACAGUCUGAUCUCAGGGUCCGUUUACUAAAUACAGGAUAAGUGGAUAAGUUACGUUUUCAGGCAUUAGACUAACUUUCUGCAUCAACAGUAACGCAAGUGUGUGUGUGUGUGUGCGCGUGCGUGCAUGUGUGUGUAACCUAUAUGUGAUCAGCAUUUGAAGCUCUGCGUUGUGUCCCCUUUGUUGAUCUAAUUGAAAUGUUCCCUCCUUCCCUCUCUCUCCGCAGGUGUCCAGCGGCUACCUUGUGGUGGUGUUUGUGUACGUGACCGAGUUCACCGGCAACAAGGUGCGCACGUGGACGUCCAUGCACGUGCACGCCGCCUUCGCCGCAGGCGUCAUGAUGGUGGCGAUCACGGGCUACCUAGUGCGCACCUGGUGGAUCUACCAGAUCAUCCUCUCCACCUGCACCUCGCCCUUCCUCUUCUUCUGCUGGAAGUUUCCCGAGACACCCUUCUACCUGAUGGCUAAGGGGAGGCUCCAGGAGACCCAGGUCCUGCUGGAUUCCAUAGCCCGCUUCAACGGCCUGGAGCCUGGCCGCCUGAGGGCUGAGGACCUCCUGGAGCCCCAGGAGGUUCUGCUGGAGAAGGAGGUGGCACCGGGGAGAGCCCAGCCAGCGGAGCCCGAGAGAAAGCUGAGCAUCCUGGACCUGUUUGGGACAUGGAGGAUGGCCUGGAGGACAGUGACAGUGUGGGCAGUGUGGUUCAUUGGCAGCCUGGGCUACUACGUCUUCUCCCUGGGCUCCGUCAACCUGGGGGGCAACCAGUACAUCAACCUCUUCCUGGCUGGUGAGAGGGGGGAUGGGGGGUUGGGUUGUGUGUGUGUGUGUGUGUGUAAUUAGAGAGGGAGGGCUAGGGGGGUUGAAUGGGCAUGUGUUCACGGUUGUACACCUGCAUAUGUGUGGCUGUGGGUGGGGCAUGUGUACUGUAUGUACUGUAUGUACUAUGGGUGUGCGUGCUUAUUAUAGCAACCUGGUCUCAGAGCAUGUAG
Messenger RNA from Coregonus sp. 'balchen', 22082 nucleotides. The record is from the annotation of a GenBank genome assembly. Lineage: Eukaryota; Metazoa; Chordata; Actinopteri; Salmoniformes; Salmonidae.